UCCAGCAUAUCCCAUCCUCGAUCGCGUACCAUUCAUCAUCAUUGCAUCAUGGUGAAGCUCUUGGACGGCAAGGCGUGCAGCAAGGAGAUUGAGGCCGAGCUCAAGGAGCUGGUCCCGACGCUCAGCGUGACACCCACUCUGGCGUUGCUGCUCAUCGGCACCAACCAGGAUUCCAAGACGUAUGUUCGGCUCAAAAAGAACGCCUGCACGCGCGUAGGUAUCAUGCCGCAGGUGCAUGAGCUUGCCGAGUCCAUCGAAUUCGCGGAGCUGCUGGCUCUGAUCCAGUCACUCAACACCGAUAUCAAUGUCCACGGCAUCUUAUUGCAAUUGCCGCUGCCUGACCACUUGAAGCCUCACGAGGAGGAGCUACUGGAGACAAUUAGUCCAUUUAAGGACGUCGACGGACUGCACUCGCACCAUUUUGCGCGGCUAGCAGAGCCUAAGAAGAAAGAGGACGGAUCAGUUAAGACGCUGCAGCUGCAGCCUUGCACGCCUGCGGGUUGUCUAGAGAUCCUAUCUCGUAACGGCAUCGAGCUGGCGGGCAAGGACGUGGUCGUCAUCGGCCGCGGACAGCUCGUCGGUCUGCCUCUGUCGCUUAUGCUGCUUGCUGCUAAUGCAACGGUGACUACUUGCCACUCGAAGACCAAAAACUUGGCAGACAAGGUCCGGCAGGCAGAGGUUGUUUUCGUUGGAACUGGCCAACCGGAACUAGUGAAGGGCGACUGGCUGGCUGAAGGAGCCGUGGUCGUGGAUGUUGGUAUCAACUACGUGGACGACGCUACCAGUAAGAAGGGAUACAAGAUUCUGGGCGACGUGGACUUUGCUGCUGCUAGUGAGCGCGUCUCUGCUAUCACUCCCGUGCCUGGUGGUAUUGGCCCCAUGACGAUCGCCAUGCUGCUCAAGAACACGGUGGAGUGUGCCACGUUUGCUGCAUCGAACAACUAAAGCCAAGACUCCACUCCAAUGCUUACACACAAGAACGAGUAGAACAUGACGAUUAAUUACAUUCUUUGCACUCAGAAACUUCAGGAUCUGCUUCCGACCUGAAGAAAUCAAUUUGUGUAGUGGCAUCCAGCUCUUGAAUUUAUAAUGUAUCAAGCUCAUUCGCCGUUCAUGUAACUUGAUCGAGAGGAUUGCGCGAAACUGCC
Molecule: messenger RNA, 1148 nt
Organism: Phytophthora nicotianae INRA-310
Lineage: Eukaryota; Oomycota; Peronosporomycetes; Peronosporales; Peronosporaceae
Exons: 1
Coding region: 49-945 (298 amino acids)
Biological process (GO): tetrahydrofolate interconversion
Cellular component (GO): cytosol
Molecular function (GO): methylenetetrahydrofolate dehydrogenase (NADP+) activity; methenyltetrahydrofolate cyclohydrolase activity
Source: RefSeq, a predicted model, not a curated record